This is a messenger RNA of Lathyrus oleraceus (garden pea), 742 nucleotides long. RefSeq lists its product as uncharacterized. The record is from RefSeq and is a predicted model, not a curated record. The coding region runs from base 92 to 583 and encodes 163 amino acids. NCBI's taxonomy places the organism in Eukaryota, Viridiplantae, Streptophyta, Magnoliopsida, Fabales, Fabaceae. The transcript has a single exon.
GACAACCUAUUGAAACCACACAACAAAACAAACCAAAAAACAGUAACUUUACCUUCCUUGGAGUAACAUAACAGCAACCUAACUCAAAAGAAUGUCUUUGGUAACCGAAGAAAUGAAAUCGAAAUCAGAGGUAUACCAUGGAGACGAAAUGUGUCAGCUGAAAUCCAAAGAGCUUCUGAGAGAAAUCGCUCUCCCCAACGGUCUAUUACCAUUGAAAGACAUCAUAGAAGUUGGUUACAACGAAGAAACAGGUUUCGUUUGGUUGAAACAGAAGAAGAGCAUAACUCACAAGUUUGAAAAGAUUGGAAAACUUGUUUCUUAUGCUACGGAAGUGACAGCUCAGGUUGAAAAAGGUAAGAUUAAGAAACUGAGUGGUGUUAAAACCAAAGAGCUUUUCAUUUGGAUUACACUUAGUGAUAUUUAUGUUGAUGAUCCACCUACCGGUAAAAUCACUUUUCAAACUCCUGCUGGACUUUUUAAGACUUUUCCAGUUUCUGCUUUUGAAGUUGAUGAGAAAUCAAGUGGUGUGAAAGAGAUUAACAACAAAGUCAAUGGAACUGUUGCGGGUGUUAAAGAGGUCUAGUUUUAGAGUCGUGUGGUUGGUUGAUACAUUUGACAAUUUAAUUAAUAAAUUGAUGUUGAUUUUAUCUAUAUAUUUAGGGAAGUUUCAAAGUUUAGUAGUAUUAAACAUCCUAUAUUGUUCUUCUCCAAUUCAAAAUGAAAUGAAAUUGCUUAAGAUAAA